Messenger RNA from Daphnia magna, 1762 nucleotides. RefSeq lists its product as uncharacterized. Lineage: Eukaryota; Metazoa; Arthropoda; Branchiopoda; Diplostraca; Daphniidae. The transcript has 4 exons. Bases 926 to 1564 code for a protein of 212 amino acids. The record is from RefSeq and is a predicted model, not a curated record.
UUGUUAAGCAGUAAAAUUCUCAUACCGCACAGUAAUUUGACCAUACCCCAAAAGUGUUUUCUACGUUAGCCCCAAAAAAUUUCUUUUAUAAAUUUUUUGUCUUCACAAAAAAUGUUUUUUUGCCGCCAGCCGAAAGGGAAUAGAUUCAGGGUGCGCUGCUGAUCUUUAUAGUUUCAUAGUUCGGCUUGCGUGCGACGGUGAGAGUGUGACUGCUGUGCUUACAAUUAUUGUUAGAAAACUUUUCGGAAGACUGUAUUACAGUAAAAAAAAAAUAUUAGGAAUGCACCUUUAUAAAGUGAGUGUGAAAAAUAGGGGACUAACGGGGAUAUUUAAUGCAGAUACGCUGCUGGAUUUGAAACAAAAGAGUAUGGUUAUUUUUUAUGCUGAUCCUAUCCCAAAUAACUCCAAGUGAUGUAUUUCUUGCCUUGUUUAUUAACAGUUUCAGACAGGUUUGAAACCUCCCUUGAUUCUCUCGAACUCCAUUUCGAUGAUUUUCCCGUGGCCACGGAGGAGGAUUUUUCAUCCCUGUGUUCUGUCGGUGGUAACGCAAAGUUUACUGUCGUCAUUUCUGAUGAUACGUCGUCAGACAGUAGCUCAAGUGAUGAAAGUGAAACUCCGCGCAAUAAUAAUGCCCGGGAUUCGGAUUCUGAUAAUCCAAAUUUACAAGAAACUGCUCCAGAGAUGUCGAUGGAUCCUUUAGAAGUAUAUAUAAGUUAUAAAUUCGCUCGUACGUUGUAAUAUUUACUUCCUUCUCCGUUACUAGGAUUACUACCCAAUCCGCGACAUAAUAAGGGAAAAUGGCUGGAGCAAAAGUCGUGUUGAUGCGUUACUCUCCCGACUGGAUGAAAAUAACGCGUAACUUAGUAAAAGCGACCGUUCAAGCAUCAAUAUUGCAGUAGGAAAAUGGCUUUUUAAGCACAAGGGCAUGAAUUCAAUGCCCAAGCCGGCGGAGUUCGACAAAGUGGCCCGAUCGAUUGUCGCUCAUUUCCCAAUAGCAAAGGACUCUGCAAGCACCGCGGAUAAAGUUGUAUAUUCGUCGUGGCAUGACAGCAAUUCCAACGUUGGCCGUCUAUUAAACUAUGUAAGAGACCGCAGAUCAGAAAACAAAAAUAAAGGAGCCGUCGUUCGUAGCUACACAAAAAGAACGAUAGAGGAUUCAGCCGAAACCUUGGUUGACAUAGGAUUGGCCGAAAAAGAGCGAUUUAUGCGAGAAAAUCAAGUAACGGCAGAGAAUAAAGAAAAAAUGCUUAAAUUUCAUCGUGACACAUUGGACAUCAGCAGGAAAUGGAUAGCCGCUAAAAAACCUACCUUGACUGAUAUUGUGAAGCGGUUCCCCAGAUUUACAACUUUAAAGGCUGCGAUUGAUUGUGACUUGCUUUCUGCAGAAGGUUGGCAGACCGAAGCAUUCGCCCAAAAGUGGCAUAAAAUAGAAAAAAAUUUGGCAGAAGAAAUACUGAGAAAACACGGGGAUUUUCUGGUGCCACUUGAGGAUCUUACGCUGGCGGAUGCCAUUCUUUCCUACGAGGACCCUCUGUUUGAUCUAAGUAUGAAAUAUAUGCAUUAGUCUCCCUUAAAAUGAAUCCCAUUUAAUUUUCAUUUACUUAAUUUCAUUUGAAUGUCAAAUACGGCCAAUGACAGAAGCCUCGCAGUGUUUUUUCGUUCCCUGGGAGCUGCGGUAAAAUUCGUAAUAUGGUGUUCAUUGAGUUAUAAACCAAAAAAGCAGGCAACAAAAUUUUUCCCGAAAAUACAGAACAUUUACACC